This is a messenger RNA of Protomyces lactucae-debilis, 1818 nucleotides long. Its product is annotated as pyridoxal phosphate-dependent transferase. The record is from RefSeq and is a predicted model, not a curated record. The coding region runs from base 29 to 1480 and encodes 483 amino acids. Gene Ontology annotation, biological process: carboxylic acid metabolic process. Gene Ontology annotation, molecular function: pyridoxal phosphate binding; carboxy-lyase activity. Gene Ontology annotation, cellular component: cytoplasm. NCBI's taxonomy places the organism in Eukaryota, Fungi, Ascomycota, Taphrinomycetes, Taphrinales, Protomycetaceae. The transcript has a single exon.
CGACACUGACAAGGCGCCAAACCAACACAUGAACGAAGCAUCCCUGAGCGCGGCGAGUACGGCAGCAGAGCUCGAUGACCUGCUACAGUCAUUCAAGCAGCAGUUCUUGCCAUGGAUCGCUCAAGCAGACUCUCGGGACGCCAAGGUGCUGGAUCACUUUGACGGCAAAGAGCUCUCCGACAGGCUACAAUUGAGUCUUCCGGAAGACCCAUGCGGCAAGGAUACCCUCCUGGCACUUCUCGAGAAGACUUUGAAGUACAGUGCCAACACCUGGCAUCCUGGAUUCAUGGACAAGCUCUUUGCAUCGACCAAUUCAAUCGGCGUCAUUAGCGAAUUACUCCUGGCGGUCCUCAACACCAAUGGACACGUCUUUCACGUCUCGCCGGUACUGAGCUUGAUGGAGAUUCACACAGCACAGGCCAUGGCACGGCUAUUUGGCUACACUACAGAAGAAUGCGGUGGACUGACGCUGCCUGGUGGUUCUCAGUCCAACACGCUCUCUAUGGUCACAGCACGUUCGACACUCUUCCCAGAAACCAAAGAUGAAGGUUCAGGGUCUCACAAGUUUGUGCUUUUUACGAGCAGACAUGGUCAUUAUUCGGUUGAAAAGGCAGCCAUCUUGCUUGGCCUCGGACGGAAAGCAGUGAUUGCGGUGGAUAUCGACGCACAAGGACGUAUCAUUCCAGAGGCGCUCGAAGCUGCGAUCGUCAAGGCGAAAGAGCAAGGUCAAACUCCUUUCUAUGUCAAUGCGACGGCAGGCACCACCGUUCUUGGGUCAUUUGACCCCUUUGAGGAGAUUAGCCACAUUUGCAAGCGUCACAAUCUUUGGAUGCACAUUGAUGGUUCGUGGGGCGGUGGCGUUGCUUUCAGUAACAAGUACAAGUCCUUGUUGAAAGGUUCACACCUCGCAGACAGCAUGACCAUCAAUCCACACAAGAUGUUAGGAGUUCCUCUACAGUGUUCAUUCCUGUUAGCACCAGAUGCGCGGAUAUUCCAGCGUGCAAAUAGCUUGAACGCUGCGUAUCUCUUUCAUCCUGGCAAUGAAGGCUAUGACUUGGGUGACUCAACGAUGGGAUGUGGUCGACGGCCGGAUGCAGUCAAGAUGUUUCUCUCGUGGAACUGGUAUGGUCGGAGUGGUUAUGAGCAGCGCGUGAAUCGUGCGUAUGAGAAUGCUGCGUUAUUGGCAGGCAAGAUUGCAGCGAAUCCUCGCUUUACGCUUGUGUCAGAGAACCCUCCACCGUGCUUACAGGUAUGUUUCUACUUCCAUGCGGAUGAAGAGGCAGAGAGAACAGAUUCAGAGCGGAAUACAGAGACCACCAGGCGAAUUGCCGGGUUGUUGGAUAGACAGGGCCGGUUCCUGGUGGACUUUGCGCCUGGCCCCCAUGGUGAGUUCUUCAGGGCUGUGCUCAACUCACCGAAUCAGAAGGAGGAGACGCUAGAUGAGCUGGUGUCUAGUAUAGAACAACUGGGAUCGCAGUAGUGUAUAUACUACUACUAUAGUAAUACGGCUUGCAUGUUCACCGUCGAAGGCUCCCGUAAGACCUUCCGUACGUCUUUCAUCAGGCCCUUGGCAUUGCUAGCAUGUAUUUGCCAAUGCCGAGAGUACACUGUCGCCGGCACCGGCGCCCAGUCAUUCAGCAGGACGGGUUGUGAGCGCGCAACCACACAGAGCAGUCAAGUACCCAGUCACAUGGCUUGGCAGCCUUGGCUUGUCACUAGGUUGUUAGUGCAUCUCUCUGCCACAUGUCGCGUGCUUCCACGUGAUGGUCACCCCUUGUUCUACUUUUUAGGGAGCAAUUGCUCUACUCUGCUACUCAC